UUACGGCGGUACGCUCAUCGCUAGUGUGGCGAGGAGGUUGACACCAUGCGACGCUCUUUCCUCGCUGCUCGGCUGCUGCUGUUGGCGUCUGGUGCGAGGAUAGAAAUGUUGAUGGCAGGUUGUUUGGCUCCUCGAGACAGCGUCAAGUGCCGAAUGCUGUGGAAUAAGCAUCUGUGUCGGAACUUUGGCUGCACAAGCCAUUCCCCUCGAGCCACAAUGUUCAAACUGAGAAGCAAGAAGGACGUCAAUACCGAGUACAAGUGCACCAUACGCCUGCUGGACGACAGCGAAGUGUUGCAGUGUGAUUUUCAGCAUCUCUGCAAACGCCAAUACAUACUUGACUAUGUGUGGAAUGCCUCGAACCUUUUGGAGAAGGACUACUUUGGCCUCAGAUAUGUCGAUAGUCACAAGCAGCGGCACUGGCUGGAUCUCACAAAGCCGGUGAUCAAGCAGGUGAAAGGUAUGAAUCCCAUCGUGUUCUGCUUCCGUGUCAAGUUCUAUCCUCAGGACCCCUUCCGGCUCAAGGAAGAAAUAACGAGGUACCAGAUUUUUCUUCAGCUGAGAAGAGACCUGCUCCAUGGACGCCUCUAUUGCCCUCCAAAUGACUCUGCUUUUCUUGCCGCUUUGAUCAUUCAGUCUGAACUGGGAGAUUAUGAGAGUGAGGAGCAUGGGGACAACUAUGUCUCCGAGUUCAAACUUCUCUUGAAACAGACUCCUCGUCUGGAGGAGAUUGCUGAGAUUCACCAGCAGCAGCUCAGGGGCCAAGUACCAGCUGUGGCAGAAGCCAACUUUUUACGCAAGGCUUGUCUCCUCGACACAUACGGUGUGGACCCUCAUCCUGUCAAGGACCACAAGUUAAAUCAGCUGUACUUGGGCAUCAAUUAUGCGGGCAUCCUUACAUUUCAAGGCAGUCGCAAAACCCAUCACUUCAAGUGGCCUGACAUUCAGAGAAUCAACUACAAAGGAAAGAUGUUCAUCAUUCACCUAAUGUUCCCCGAGAAGAAGCAUUUGAUGGGUUUCAAGUGUCCAACCCAAUCUGCCUGCCAUCACCUGUGGAAGUGUGCCGUUGAACAGUGCUAUUUUUACAUCAUACCUUCUUCCAGUGAAGUGCCAUCUGUGACCACUGGUGGUGGAUUUUUCUCACGAGGUUCCCGUCUUCGGUACAGUGGCCGCGUGGAGCGGGAAGUAAUGGACGACAUGAAGAAUAUUAGGAGAGACCCACCCCAGUUCCAUAGAACACUGACACGGCAGCCCUCCUUCCUACAGAAGACUGCUGCAUCAACGACAACGGAACUGCCAAAUUCACCAUCCCGACUGCUCAAUGAUGGUUCACCAUUGCGGAGCUCUGUCGGACCAGUGACAAGCCAGCAACACAGCCAGCAGCAGAGCCAGCAGCCCCCGAUAUCUCAAGAUUCAGGCGACGGCUUUGCCAUUGACGAGCAGCCAAAGAGGCUUGGCACACCCCUCGAGCUUCUCGACUCCGGUGAGUCCGGUGAAGAGAACGGCUCUUCAGUGCUGCGAUCUCCAAAUCACGACCUCCAUGUUGACUUGGUUGUAAAACCUUAG
Dermacentor andersoni is the source of this 1566-nucleotide messenger RNA. Its product is annotated as FERM domain-containing protein 3-like. The record is from RefSeq and is a predicted model, not a curated record. Gene Ontology annotation, molecular function: cytoskeletal protein binding. NCBI's taxonomy places the organism in Eukaryota, Metazoa, Arthropoda, Arachnida, Ixodida, Ixodidae. Gene Ontology annotation, cellular component: cytoskeleton. Gene Ontology annotation, biological process: actomyosin structure organization.